GUAUUUACCCCAAGCGCGAGUGUAAUCCCUAGCUAUGGCCGAUCCGCUCAGUUUGCUGCGUCAAUAUAAUAUCAACAAGAAAGAAAUCAUCGAACGCGAUGGUCAGAUCAUAUUUGGUGAAUUCAGCUGGCCGAAAAACGUAAAAACCAACUAUCUCAAAUAUGGUUCCGGAAAGAAGGGUGCACCGAAAGAGUACUACACGCUCGAGUGUUUGCUGUACAUACUUAAAAAUGUUGGGCUGCAGCAUUCGGUGUACGUUCGGCAGGCCGCCGCCGAGGAUAUACCGGCCGUCAACCGACCGGAUCGUAAGGAGCUGCUGCAGUAUCUUAAUGGCGAAACGAACACCUGUGCAAGUAUCGACAAAAGUGCCCCGUUGGAAAUUCCGACGCAAAUUAAACGGCCGGCCGAAUCGGACGGACUGGACAGUUUGGCAAAGAAAGCUCGGUACGAGGACACACAGGUGCAGAAGGUGAAGGAACAGCUGGCGGCACGGUUAGAUGUGAACAAGAAGGAAGCAUCGGUAAACAUAGAUAACAUUAAGUCGCUUUCGGAAACGAUGUCGGUGGAGAAAAUUGCUGCUAUCAAGGCGAAACGUUUGGCUAACAAGAAGGUCACAAUCAAACGUACCGACAAUGACGAUGCGAUGGGCGUCGGGCCCGAUCUGCGCGUCAUUCUCGAUUUUGACGUCGACUCGACGAAGGACAUCGUUAGCCGCGAACGGCAAUGGCGCACGAGAACGACCAUCCUGCAAAGCAAUGGCAAGAUAUUUGCCAAAAACAUUUUCGCCAUACUGCAGAGCAUCAAAAACCGGGAGGAAGGUCGUGGCCGUCCGCAGGCACAGCCGGUCAAGCUGCCCGAACCACCCCGUGUCAAUCGUCCGCAACCACAACCGACACAGUACAAUCGUUACGAUCAGGAACGGUUCAAUAGGCAGAAGGAGGAGACGGAAGGUUUCAAGAUCGAUACGAUGGGUACGUACCACGGUAUGUCGCUGAAGCUCGUGACGCAGGGAUCGGCCGGCCAGAAUAAGGCGCAGCAAAACAGUCUCAACAAUAAUAACAGCACCAGCAAUAAUAAUCUGUCGGCGGCGGCCGGUAUGCCUCCGGGCCGACCGAAGGAACUGAUCCCAACGGCACAGGCACGACUGUUGGCACAGAAUGCGGCCAACAAGCGGACCUCACGGACACCGAUCAUUAUCAUACCGGCGGCAACGACCAGCUUGAUUACGAUGUACAAUGCGCGCGAUGUCCUGCAAGAUCUGAAGUUUGUCACUACGGACGAGAAGAAGAGAGGCGGAUGUUCGCGCGAAAACGAAGUACUGAUCCAGCGACAGAAGGCGGGCAACUUGACCGUACCGUACCGUGUGAUAGACAAUCCCUCGAAGCUGACGGCGCACGAUUGGAACCGGGUGGUGGCCGUGUUCGUGAUGGGACCGGCGUGGCAGUUUAAGGGCUGGCCGUGGGAUGGCAAUCCGGUUGAGAUAUUUUCGAAAAUUGCUGCCUUUCAUCUACGGUACGACGAUCUCAAGCUGGACGCGAACGUAGCGAAAUGGGCUGUGACGGUGCUGAACAUUUCGAGAACGAAGCGCCAUCUGGACAAAGCGUGCCUGAUGGCGUUCUGGGAGAAGCUGGACCUCUAUAUGACCAAGUACAAACCGGACCUUCGAUUCUGAG
Anopheles maculipalpis is the source of this 1673-nucleotide messenger RNA. It is a transcript of the gene hyx, whose product is annotated as parafibromin. Gene Ontology annotation, molecular function: RNA polymerase II complex binding. Gene Ontology annotation, biological process: positive regulation of transcription elongation by RNA polymerase II; transcription elongation by RNA polymerase II. Gene Ontology annotation, cellular component: Cdc73/Paf1 complex. NCBI's taxonomy places the organism in Eukaryota, Metazoa, Arthropoda, Insecta, Diptera, Culicidae. The transcript is spliced from 5 exons. The record is from RefSeq and is a predicted model, not a curated record. Bases 35 to 1672 code for a protein of 545 amino acids.